Molecule: messenger RNA, 6219 nt
Organism: Larimichthys crocea (large yellow croaker)
Lineage: Eukaryota; Metazoa; Chordata; Actinopteri; Sciaenidae
Gene: fam13b
Product: family with sequence similarity 13 member B
Exons: 23
Coding region: 219-3383 (1054 amino acids)
Biological process (GO): signal transduction
Source: RefSeq, a predicted model, not a curated record
CCCUCCGUCUCUCCUCAGUGAAGCUAGAAAGGAAUCCUGCAAGAGGGAUUAGCGGUCCGUCAAUGAGGAACUACCGGCUCAUCUUCUGCCACAACCUGAAGCAGCCAUAGAUGGUUCAGAGGUUCACAGGCCAGGGGAGGAGAGGAUAGGACACACUUUCACUGCUACACGACGUGAGGUCUUGGCGGGGUUGUGGUGAGGAGGAGGAGGAGGAGGCCAUGAGGAAGAGCGUGUCUCCGUUGCCAGGCAAUGAGGGCAGGAGCUCGGCCAGCACCACGCGGGUUUUCGGCGUUCCGUUGGAGGAGGUGACGCGCACGCACACGAUCAGCGGCCACGAGGUUCCUGCGCUGGUGAAACACAUCGUCGACUACAUCGAGGAGCAUGGUCAUCUGGACCUGGAGGGGCUCUUCCUGGUUAAUGGCAACGCAGAGCGCGUGGAUUGGCUGCGCCAGCGUUACGACAGCGGCGAGGAGGUGGAGCUAGAGAAGGAGGCGGACCUGGCGUCGGCGGUCAGUUUGCUCCGACUCUUCCUGCAGGAGCUUCCCGAGCCCAUUAUCCCAACAGCAAUACAGGGUCACAUACUGCAACUUCACCAAGAUUACAGCAAUGAAGAGGAGCUGUGUAGAAACCUGAAGUACCUCCUGCAGCAGCUUCCUCAGCUCAACUACGGCCUGCUGCGUUUCCUGUGCCGCUUCCUGGCCAGCGUGGCUUCGCUUCAGCAGGAGAGCUGGAACAUCGGGACGCUGGCCGCCGUCUUCGGCCCAGACAUCUUCCAUCUGUCAACGGAAGGAGAGGACCUUCGAGACCAGGAGUCUGUCAGCAGAGUCCUGGCAGAGCUGCUGGACAACCAGGAGGGCCUGUUUGACUCCGAGGACGAUGACGUCUCCACCACCAACGAUUACAGCUCCAUCAACGAACAGAUCACAGAGCUGCUGGAUGACGAGAGGUGUGAAGCAGAAUGUGAAGAGCUGCCUCAGGACGGGGAGGCGGGUCCUGCCCCCUCUGACUCACCACAACAUACACACAGCCCUGACGACAGCCCCGCAGCCAGCUCCCACCUCUCUCCCAUAUCCAUCCUGCCUGCCGACUCUGCUGAGAUAAUUCAGCGAACCAUCAGAGCUGCAGUGGAGCAGCACUUCUUCGAGCUGAAAUCCUCCAUCGACCAAGACCUCAGCAACUACGACAGCCAGGGGGUGAGCCCCGCCGAGCCUGCAGACCAGGGUUGCCAUGAAGAUGAGCAACAAACAGACCCCGAGGACAGUCCCUGCGACACAGAGGGGGAGACCCCACUCACACAAAGUCAGAAAGACACACAAGAUUCUUUGGACUCUGGCGCCGCCCUGGAGGAGAGCUCGGGAAUGGACCUGGAUGCAGAGGCUGUCAGAGAUGCUGAGAACAACAUCAACACCGCCAGGCAGGACAAUCAACCCUGUGACAUGGAGCAGACUCAGACUGACACCAUGAGCUGUGACUCGGUUUCGUGCCGCUGUGAUCAGAACGCCAACACCAGCGAGAACAACAGGAACCAUCUGUCGCCAUGCCAACCAAACUCUGGCAACAACCCCCACCUCCAGCUCUUCCCCGACAACCAAUGGGAAGCGUCACCCCCCUCCCAUCUCCACCUCCCUCCCAUAGACUUCUCAUGUAUGCAUCUGCAAAAAGAAGGCCAAGACCCCGUCCCGGCUUACAAAUCCUGGCAGGACGACAACGAGAGCGGAGAGGCUCAGCUCUCCCCGCUGGCCGGUCGCAUGGUUCCUCUCCCCCCACUGCCCCUGGAGGAGGAAGGCGAGGAGGACGAGGAGGAAGGAGGGCAGGACGCCUCCCUCUCCUCUUCCCGCUCUCACCCUCACCUCCUCGCACGCCGCUUCCUCGACUUUGGAGCACACAGCGCCCAGCGGUUCCUCCAGCAGGACCCGGACGCCACCUCACCCACCAAAGCACAGAGGCCGCGGCGAGCAUCGUUUGGCUCCAAAGAGGCGAUGAGAGGAGGAGACUCCGUGACCCACCAACUCACCAAGAAGCUUCAGCACCUGAAGAAGAAAAUCAAACAGUUUGAAGAGCAGUUCGAGAAGGAGAGGAACUACAAGCCCUCUCACGGAGACAAGGCAGCUAACCCCAAAGUCCUCAAAUGGAUGACCGACCUCACGAAGAUCCGCAGGCAGAUUAAAGGACGCCAGCACCACCUUUUACCCAGAAGCACGCUGAGGCACCAGGCUUUGCUCCAUUCAUACAGACGCCACCAUGCUCCCUCCUCCUCCUCCUCUUCCCCUUCCUCCUCCUCCUCCUCCUCCUCUAUCUGCUCACCUCCCCAUCACACACUCACCCCCCCGCUCCACCCAUACUCAGGCCUGAGCUCUAGACCGUAUCACCUCAAUGCCAAACACCGUGCGGAAAGCGAGCUCGGCCCGCAGACUCGUCCCCGCAGCAACACCUUACCCAAGAGCUUCGGCUCCACGCUGGACCAGAGCGCUUACGACGCAGCGGUGGAGGUCAAGGGUCAGCGACCCACCCGGGAGGAAACACUGGAGCUGAUCCAGCGCAGGGUCAAAGGGAAGAGGCAGGAGGACGGCUGGCCUGACGACAUCAAGCAGAAGAUGACCAAGGAGCAGCUGUCCUGUGAGAAGACGGUCCUACAGAAGAACCUGCUGCACUACGAAGGCCUGCACGGGCGACCGGUGACCAGAGAGGAGCGUCUGGUGGUGAAGCCUCUCUACGAUCGCUACAGAUUGGUCAAACAGAUGCUCACCAGAGUCAGCAUCACGCCCGUCACAGUGUCCCCCUCCAGCAAGAGGCGGAGUCAGACGCUGCAGCCGAUCAUCGAGGGAGAAACCGCCCAUUUCUGGGAGGAGAUCAAAGAGGAGGAGGAGGAUGAGCGGAAAGAGAGAGAGGGGGGAGGAGGAGAAGAAGACGAGCGGGAGGAGGAGAGGGAGGAGGACGAAGAAGAGGAGGAGGAGGAGGAGGGAGAGAGCAGCGGCGGGGAGAUGCAGAGCCCCGAGGUCAUCAUGGCCGUCGACCUCGUGACCCCGACCGACGGAUCGAUGAGGAGCCAGAACCAACCGGACCGGCAGAGCGACUGUCCCAUGACGGCCAAGGUGGAGGAGGGGUCGGGGAGGCUGGCGCUGGACCUGCGACUGUCCAGCUCCAACGCCUCGUCCAUGCCAGAGCUGCUGGAACAGCUGUGGAAGGCCAGAGCAGAGAAGAAGAAACUGAGGAAGACCAUCCGAGAGUUCGAGGAGAAUUUUUAUCAGCAUAAUGGAAGAAAUGUUCAGAAGGAGGACCGGGUGCCGAUGCUCGAGGAGUACCGGGAGUACAAGAGGAUCAAGGCCAAGCUGCGCCUCCUGGAAGUUCUCAUCAGCAAACAGGAUUCCUCCAAAUCCAUCUAAGAUACCGCUCAUCACCGCACACACACACACACACAUCGGUUCAUUGCCACUGCGAGGACCCGCCCGGGUCGACCAUCAGUCUGUCACAACCUGGGACAAACGCUCCAGCAACCAACGGCAGCCACAUCACAUGACUUCAACCGACCGCUCAGCGCGCUGCGUUCACGUCACGGAGAAAACUAAACGAGUGACUUGGCUGGUUCAGAGUUACUUUAGAAAAUGAAACUUUAGAGUCGGCGUGUCGUGAUUUCACUUCGAUGUAAACACCGUGUGUCGUCACCUGCAUUUUAACUGCAGCAACCAAAGUUUGGAAACAGUCCUCAGCUACAUGUAACCAAGCGCGGGUCUUAAUCUGUAGUUUACAACAUCUCCGACGGGUUUUGAAUCGUCAGUCUUUGGUUCCUGGGACUGUUUUGAUGAAGCGUCGAUCACAGAAAAGCUUAAAAUCACUUCAGUCGUUAAUUUCUUUGAUUAAAAACACGAUUCCACGUUUCAUUCAGCUCAGUAAUGUGGACGUUACAGUCUGAAGGUUUUUACAGCCGUGACGUGAACGCAGCUCGACUUAAAUCACUCCCGUCAGCCAUAACUGAUCCGUGCUGCCUCAUCCGACGUCAUAUCACAGAAACCUGGAGAAAAAGGAGACAUCAUCAUCAUCAUCAUCAUCAUCAUCAUCAUCAUCAUCGAACCAACGUGACUCAAGACUUUGCACUCGUUUUUUUUUUUCUUCGACUUCGGAGAAAGAAAAAAAAUUUGACUUUUUAAUUUCAGAAACUUUUUCUUCUUUUUGUUCUUCGUGUUUUUUUUUUUUCUUCUUCCUGCUGAGGAAUCUUAGCGGACAGCUCGAGGACUGGCAUUUUAGACUCUUCUUUCUUUCGGGGGGAGGGUGGCGUCGCUCUUUCUCGCCUCGCUUCAGGGAGUCACAGCGGUUUUUCUCGAAGCGGCCUCCUCCUUGACGCGAGGCGACCGAUUCUUUUAUCCUGUCGUCGUUGUCUGACAUCGUGGAAGCUUCACCUCCUGACUGAUUUAAAAAAACAACAAAAAAACAGUUUGUGUGUAUUGUUAGAAAAAAAAAAGUGUAUACAUACAUGUUUGUGGGACACUGCUGUUCAUGUUUUUCUUGAAUAUUCCACGGGGGCAAAAAAAAAACCUCCCGGUGACGUUGGAGCUGUUUGUGAAAGACUUUUUCUUUUCAUUCGUUUCUGUUCUUCAGCUUUGUUGGCGAUACUGAGAUCACUAAACGCUACUUUAAGUCAAAGGCUCGUGAUUCAGAUGCAGCAUUCGAUGGAAACAGUCGUGCUCAGAUCAGGAGGUUUUAUGAUUUUUUUCUUCACUUCGUCUCUUCACUCGUUCAGUUUGUGAAGGAUCAUGGGUGAUGAACUCACAGAGCGUCGGUGACGACGCGGUCAGCAGUUGCUGUGCAGCUGGAGUGACCGUUACUGAAUAAAGUGGUUUAACGUUUGAUUGUAGCUUUAAAGGCUCGUAUUGUAUCGAUGAGGUGCCAACACUGCCAGCACUGAUUUUUAAAAAACACACAGACUCCGUCUGUGGUUCACUGAUCAUCACCCGGUGAGUCGGUGCUGAUGAGUAUGUAGCAUGACGUCCACAAAGGUUGUACAGCGAAGUGUGGAAAACCUGCGGGUCCCAGCGAGGUUUCAUUUCCUGCUGGCGGGUGAAAUGAGGGCAGGUGAGGAGGAGAACGUUUGAGGUGUGACGCCCGUCUUCUUCUUCUUCUUCUUCGUAGAGGCCAUGUUUAUCAGAGGAGUCACAGUGUGAUUUGAAACGUGGAGUCGUCCGACCGGAGCAGGUUCUAUUAUCAGAACGCCCGAGAUGUUUAAGACAGAAAUCGAUGUACAUUUAUUGACCUGCAGAGUUUGGACGGUUGAAAAGUUUCGAAUGAGGUUUAUUGUUUUGUUUUUUUUUGUUUUUUUUGUGAAUGCCUGUGAAGAGUGAGGCGAGGGUGCACGUCGUGUUUGUCGGGACGGUGAAAAAGUUUCAUGUAGAAAAGAAAAAAAAAAUGUUAUUUGCACAGCAUUCACUGUGAAUGCAGCCCUUUGUUUUGCGUUUUUUUUUCAUUUGUAUUUCUAAAAAUGAAGCACUACUUCUAUACAAAUAUAAAUAUAUACUGUACAUACAACAAGAAAGAAAACAAACACCCGAAGGAAUGAAUGUCAGAAAUGUUUAAAUUAUUUCAAACAUUACGUUUGGCCCCUUUGGUUCAUUAUAUUUGUGAUGCCCUAAGAAUGUGUCGUUUGUUUGUUUUUUAAAUCGUUAUUAUAAAUAUUGCUAUUACUAUCAUAACCAUUAUUUUGUGUGACAAUGACAAUAAUAACCCUUUUGUAUCUACUCACAAACUGUAAAACCAGCUGUAGAAGUUAGUCUGGCACUGUGUGUGGCUAAUCAAACACCAACCUGCUCUGUUCUCGAUUUCUUUCGUCGCUCUGUGUAAUAUAAGCUAAUCUAGAAGCAGUACUGUAGUGAGCUUGCAUGGCAAAACAACAACAAAAAAAGAGAAUAAUAGUAUGAAUAACACGAUGUAUUGUUUCUAUUAUUUGUGCCAUGAAGAAGCAGCAAUAAUAAAAGUUUGCGUGGAGGUUUUACGGUAACGACGGGUGGGAUGGACUGUGAAUAUUUGAGGUACUAUGUUUCUGUUUUCACACACGCUCUGCUCACACGGUGUGUUUUUACCACUGUCGUCGGCAGAAAUAUUCAUGUUGGCGCUGCUGCAAAACCAAAACCAGAAUCAGAUUUUAACAGGAGGGUGAACAGGGAUUGAAAAGUCAGUGGCAGACGUGUCCUAUCUGAAAACAUUCCAGUUUUUAUCAUCACUCAACAACAA